AUGACAGAAUUUGAGAUGAGUGAUUUGGGUCUUCUCUCCUACUACUUAGGGAUUGAAGUGGAACACCAGAAGAGCCGAAUUUUACUUAGACAAUCAACUUAUGCUAAGAAAAUUCUGUCUCAAUUCAAGAUGGCAGAUUGUAAUGCCACAAAACAUCCGAUAGAACCCAAGACACAACUACAUAAAGACUUGGAAGGGACUCCAGUUGAUGCCACAGAGUACAGACGCGUCAUUGGUUGCCUGAGAUAUUUGCUACACACACGACCAGACUUGUCAUAUCCUGUCGGGAUGGCGAGCAGAUACAUGGAAAGGCCUACAACCAUGCAUUACAAAGUGGUCAAACAGAUUCUCAGGUAUUUGAAAGGUACAAUCCAUUUUGGACUUACUUACAUGAAGGGACCCCAGGAAAUUAGUAUAUUCGGCUACUCGGAUAGUGAUUUAGCCGGCGAUCUCGAUGGGAGGAAAAACACAAGUGGAAUGACUUUCUAUUUUAAUGAAAGUUUGGUGUCCUGGAAUUCACAGAAACAGAAGAUAGUGGCGCUUUCAUCUUGUGAGGUAGAAUUCAUGGCAGCCACAACUGCGGCCUGCCAUGCUUUGUGGUUGAGGAGUCUUACUAGCGAAUUAACCGGUGAAAAGCCAAAGCCGGUAACGUUGUUUGUUGACAACAAAUCUGCUAUAGCACUCAUAAGAAUCCAGUAUUCCAUGGUCGAAGCAAGCAUAUAG
Molecule: messenger RNA, 723 nt
Organism: Zingiber officinale
Lineage: Eukaryota; Viridiplantae; Streptophyta; Magnoliopsida; Zingiberales; Zingiberaceae
Product: secreted RxLR effector protein 161-like
Exons: 1
Coding region: 1-723 (240 amino acids)
Source: RefSeq, a predicted model, not a curated record